This is a messenger RNA of Pipistrellus kuhlii (Kuhl's pipistrelle), 3194 nucleotides long. It is a transcript of the gene POU4F2, whose product is annotated as POU class 4 homeobox 2. The transcript is spliced from 2 exons. Gene Ontology annotation, biological process: regulation of transcription by RNA polymerase II. The record is from RefSeq and is a predicted model, not a curated record. Lineage: Eukaryota; Metazoa; Chordata; Mammalia; Chiroptera; Vespertilionidae. Gene Ontology annotation, molecular function: DNA-binding transcription factor activity, RNA polymerase II-specific; RNA polymerase II cis-regulatory region sequence-specific DNA binding. The coding region runs from base 253 to 1494 and encodes 413 amino acids.
AGUUUCGGGCGCCCAGGUCUGCAGCUAGCGCCUGGCAGAGCCUAGCCCCGGAGCAGACCGACGCCGGAGCCAGUGGAGGAGCGCGCAGCCGGGGCCAGAGGCGCCGAGCACGGAGCAGCGGAGGGUGAGCGCAACUUUGCACCGCCCGUCCCCGCGGCCGGCCGCGCUUGACCAGUGCUUCUCGGGAGGCUCCCGGCGGCAGCCGGGGUCACUUCUUGGCGCUCCGGACCUGCGCUCCGGCCGGCCGGGAAGAUGAUGAUGAUGUCCCUGAACAGCAAGCAGGCGUUCAGCAUGCCGCACGGCGGCAGCCUGCACGUGGAGCCCAAGUACUCGGCCCUGCACAGCGCCUCUCCCGGCUCCUCGGCCCCCGCGGCGCCCGCGGCCAGCUCUCCCGGCAGCUCCAGCAACGCCGGCGGCAGCGGCGGCGGCGGCGGGGGCGGCGGAGGCCGGAGCAGCAGCUCCAGUAGCAGCGGCAGCGGCGGCGGCGGCGGUGGCGGCGGGGCUUCCGAGGCGAUGCGGAGAGCGUGUCUUCCAACCCCACCGAGCAAUAUAUUCGGCGGGCUGGAUGAGAGUCUGCUGGCCCGCGCCGAGGCUCUGGCGGCCGUGGACAUCGUCUCCCAGAGCAAGAGCCACCACCACCACCACCCGCCCCACCACAGCCCCUUCAAGCCGGACGCCACCUACCACACCAUGAACACCAUCCCGUGCACGUCCUCCGCCUCCUCCUCGUCGGUGCCCAUCUCGCACCCGUCCGCGCUGGCGGCGGCGGGCACGCACCACCACCAUCACCACCACCACCAUCACCACCACCAGCCGCACCAGGCGCUGGAGGGCGAGCUGCUGGAGCACCUGAGCCCCGGGCUGGCGCUGGGUGCCAUGGCGGGCCCCGACGGCGCCGUGGUGUCCACGCCGGCUCACGCGCCGCACAUGGCUACCAUGAACCCCAUGCACCAAGCGGCGCUCAGCAUGGCCCACCCUCACGGGCUGCCCUCCCACAUGGGCUGCAUGAGCGAUGUGGACGCAGACCCCCGAGACCUGGAGGCGUUCGCCGAGCGCUUCAAGCAGCGGCGCAUCAAGCUGGGGGUGACCCAGGCGGACGUGGGCUCCGCGCUGGCCAACCUCAAGAUCCCCGGCGUGGGCUCGCUCAGCCAGAGCACCAUCUGCAGGUUCGAGUCCCUCACGCUGUCCCACAACAACAUGAUCGCGCUCAAGCCCAUCCUGCAGGCGUGGCUCGAGGAGGCCGAGAAGUCCCACCGCGAGAAGCUCACCAAGCCCGAGCUCUUCAACGGCGCCGAGAAGAAGCGCAAGCGCACGUCCAUCGCGGCGCCCGAGAAGCGCUCGCUGGAAGCCUACUUCGCCAUCCAGCCGCGGCCCUCCUCCGAGAAGAUCGCCGCCAUCGCCGAGAAGCUGGACCUUAAGAAAAACGUGGUGCGAGUCUGGUUCUGCAACCAGAGGCAGAAACAGAAAAGAAUGAAAUAUUCUGCGGGCAUCUAGGAGAGACCCUUGGCCUCUCCAGGGACACAACCCCCUCCUCAUCCCCUCUUCCCCCCCCCUCCCCUGCCUCUUUUCUUUCUUCGUUUGGCGACCAGAAAAUAAUUCCAGUCAAUGUGAAUCCACAGAAAAGUGGGGGAUUGGAGAGGGAGCGCGCAGCUGAGCCGCAAGCCCCGGUGAGAAUGUGAAACGGCAACUCCUGCGAGGAAAGAAAAACAAAAGAAGGGAUUUGUCCAGUUGCAGCAAAGUUGUCCCUUUGAACCCCACCCCACCCCACCCCGGAAAAGGCACCUGGACUUCUGCGGAGGAAGUCUGGGAGCCGGCUAUUUGCGGGAAGGCAGAAGAGAUAGCCUUUUGAAAGGCCCUCCAGAAUGAUCAAGUAAGAUUUGUUUUUAUUCCUAAAGACAUCACCCUUGCUCAAGUUUAAAAGUACACGUUGCAGCUAUUUUUCAGAAAUAGAAAUUGAUUCAGGACUGAAACUUUAAACUAGAGUUGAUGCUUAAUGUGACAGAGACAUCUCUAAAGUAUUUUGAAUUUUAAAAAAAGAUGGCAGAUUUUCUGCAUUUACACUGUAUAUUAUAUAUAUAUUUUUAUUGUGGUUCUUACCCCCCCUUCUUCCUUCUUUGAAGUGUUAAUGCUUAAGAAAGGAGUUGCGCCUGCUGUGUUCACUGAUCUUGAAAGCUAUUAUUAGAUUAUUGCCGCACAACCCUCUGUAAAUUAUUAAUUUAUCUCUCUGGCAACCUAAUUUGUAAACAUCCUAAUUAAUUAAACUUCUUUAGUCUUUAAAAAUGGGGGGAAUGUAUGGCUAGUGAAGUUAAAAAAUGUUUAUGUUUGAUGAGUCUACUGAAUUUUUACAGUUUUCCUAUUAACACUGUGUUUCUUUCAGCCCAUUUGUAUAUGCUCACUUGGAAUGAAGAAUUUUUUUCUUUGUUUUUACUGGUAGUGUUCUGAUUUGUGAGUUGACACUCAGUAAUGGAUGUCUUAAUCGUGUAGACCUGAUUCACUGUCCAAAGUAUUGUUUACUUUGUUACAUAUUUAAUGGGGGUUCCCACAUUAUCCCCACUGUACAUGCUCUUACACACCCUUUUACACACACACACACACACACACACACACCUCUGAUGGGAGAGAAGAAGUGAAGCUGUUGGAAACAUGACUAUAAUGCAUCAUUUUCUAGCUUUAGGCGCAUUUGCCACUUGGUGUUUGUUCUUCCAGAUUCUCAGAUUCCACCAAGGUAUUUCAGUCUUCUGGUUUUCAAUUGCUUUGUUAAUUACAUUUUAACAUUUACAGGAUUCCUUCCAUUUUUCCUUUUGGAGGUUUGUUUGUAGAAAAACUAAUUUGAACUUUAAGAAAGACAGUGCACUGCUUGUAAAUUCACAUUGUUUGGUAAAAUUCUUUUGGAACAAAAAAAAUGGGUACACGACGACUGGUACCUUAUUUAUUGUAAAUAUUUCAUUCAAAAUGAUACACAUAUAUUCUUACAAAUUUUGCUGUAUUGCUGUCCCAUCUGAGGAUCUCCAAAUUCUUGAGUUCUGUAUAUGAUCUGGUUUCUUGUUUUUGUUAAUAGAUGGUUUAUUUACUAUGGUAAUGUAUUAUUUUUGGUGUUGUUUGAUUGUCAUUGAAGAGAUGAUUUUAAUGUUUUAUUGGCAAAGUAUGCUGCUUUUUCAUUAAAAUGUGCUAUUAAAAUUAAACGGCUUUUAAAA